CUUAUUGUGGAUUACAAUAAAUUUCAGGAAGCACAUUAUGAACCUCUAAUGAAGAUUAUGUAUCGAGGCUAAAGAUAAACUGAGGAAAUCCGACCUAACAAUUCUAUCUGAAAAUCCAAUGUUGCGCGGUUAUAGUUGACACGCGAGAUUAUGGAGGCAUCUCGUAAAUUGCUCUACGGGUAACCUGUUCGCGCUAUUAUAUUCCCUGAGUAGUAAUUGCGUAAAUAGUCCGUUAUAAUCUACUCUUUUGAUCGUCAACAUGUUUUCGGAAGCUAUAAAAGGUGGUACAACGACGUAAACUUUUCACAGAGUUAAAAUGUGGUCUAGCAAGUUUGUGUUUUGUGUGUUUGUGGUCGUGUGGACCAAGGCCGAACAGGAUGUUCAAUUGGAAAUUCCUCAAGGGUUUCUAAAGGGUUUAAAGACUAGUACUGUAAUGCAGAAUAAGGCGUACUAUAGUUUUAAAGGAAUACCCUAUGCAAAACCUAAUGUUGGUCUUAAUAAAUUCGAGAUGUCAGAACCAGCCGAAUCUUGGGAAGGCACGUACGACGCAACCUAUCAUCGCUCGGCUUGUCCUUUCUUCUGUAUGAUACAACAAGACAUCGUUGGCGAAGAAGAUUGUCUUUAUCUUAACGUAUACACUCCGGAAUUGAACAAAGAAGCUUGUAAAGCUGUUAUGGUAUGGUUCCAUGGUGGUAAUUUCAAUCAUGGUCUCGGAGACGACGUAUUCUUUGGUCCUGACUUUUUAAUUGAGCAAGAUGUUAUUCUCGUGACGCUUAAUUAUAGAUUAGGAGUAAUUGGAUUUUUAAAUACUGGUGACAAGAGUGCGCCUGGCAACGCUGGUCUAAAGGAUCAGGUAAUGGCGCUAAAGUGGGUCAAGGACAACAUACAUUAUUUCGGCGGCUGUCCCAACCGAAUUACGAUCUUUGGCGAAGAUGCAGGCGGAAGUUCCGUCCAGUUUCACAUGAUGUCACCCAUGUCGAAUGGUUUAUUUAAUAAAGUCAUCGCGCAGAGCGGAAGCGCGGUGAAUACAUGGGCGAUAGCUUAUGAUGCUAGAGAGGUAGCCUUCAAAUUGGGCGAGAAACUCGAUAUUGAAACUAGUGAUUCUGCUGAAUUGGUUGCCAGGCUCGCGGAAUUUACUCCGAAAGAAUUAAUCGCGGCUAGCGACGAUUUGCCGUUCCUUAAACAGAGUGCUAUGAACGGCCGAGCUGAAGCAUUUAUUCCAUCGGUCGAAGCUGAUAUAGGACAAGAGAUCUUUUUGCCUGCUGAUCCUUGGACGCUUUUAAAAUCCGGAAAAAUUGCCGAUGUGCCUGUUAUGGCUGGAUAUACAGCUAACGAGUCCUCCUUCUAUGUGCAAAUGAUGCUCGGCAAUAUUGAUCAAAUAAAUGAGCACUUUGAGAACUUUCUGCCGAACGAUUUAAACAUAACCGAUGCCGGGCAUAAGAACGAAUUAGGUGAAAGCCUGAAGAGUUACUACUUUGGGGAUAAGUUGAUCUCCACGGAAACCACGAAAGAGUUCAUGAUGAUGUUGGACGACGUCAUGUUUGACGCUGGGAUCGCACUCAGUUUAGAGGUAUUAAGCUCCAGAAUUUCGUCUCCAAUUUACCAGUAUAUAUUCUCUUACGAAGCCCCGUUCGGUAUGAUAAAAUCUUUGGUACAAGUGGAAGAAGGUGUUGCCCAUGGUGACGAUUUGACUUAUGAAUUCUAUUCGGAUGCAUUGAAAAAUGUGCCGCAACCAGAUUCUCCUGCGGAAAAGAUGGUGCGCAUUUAUACGACGUUAUUGGCGAAUUUUGCAAAAGAUGGCAAUCCUACGUCACACAUGAAUGAGUAUGUAAACGUGAAUUGGGAACCCAGAGGUGAGGAAGAUAAUUAUAUGAAUAUUAAUCAAGAGUUACAAAUGGAGAAAGGCUUCUUGAGAGAUAGAGCUGAUUUUUGGAGGAACUUGUAUAAAAACGUUCUCGGUUAAGAAAAAAUGCAUUAUGUUACGGAAUGUAUAUGUUAUAUCGAACUUCGC
This is a messenger RNA of Pogonomyrmex barbatus (red harvester ant), 2011 nucleotides long. Its product is annotated as juvenile hormone esterase. The record is from RefSeq and is a predicted model, not a curated record. NCBI's taxonomy places the organism in Eukaryota, Metazoa, Arthropoda, Insecta, Hymenoptera, Formicidae.